Zymoseptoria tritici IPO323 is the source of this 672-nucleotide messenger RNA. RefSeq lists its product as uncharacterized. NCBI's taxonomy places the organism in Eukaryota, Fungi, Ascomycota, Dothideomycetes, Mycosphaerellales, Mycosphaerellaceae. Gene Ontology annotation, biological process: intracellular protein transport; intra-Golgi vesicle-mediated transport; retrograde vesicle-mediated transport, Golgi to endoplasmic reticulum. Gene Ontology annotation, cellular component: COPI vesicle coat. The transcript has 2 exons. The record is from RefSeq and is a predicted model, not a curated record. Bases 58 to 660 code for a protein of 200 amino acids.
AACAACGAACACAACCCAUUGAGACCUCUUCAAUCCUCUCACGCACUCCUCACAAUCAUGGCACCCAAUAUGAGUCUCUUCUCCGUCAACGCCAUCCUCCUCCUCUCCACCGACGACAACUCGCGCAUCCUCGCGAAAUACUACAGUCCACCACACAUCCCGCAAGGCGCUCAGGGCAACAACUAUCCCGGCGCGAAUCCAUACCCGACCGUGAAAGAGCAGAAAGCAUUCGAGAAGGGAUUGUUGGAGAAGACGGCCAAGCAGACGAGCGAUGUCAUCCUCUACGACAACCGUGUGGUGGUGUUCAAGAUGGAGCAGGAUGUCAUGAUGUAUGUGGUUGGAGGCGCGGAGGAGAAUGAGAUUAUGCUGUACAAUGUGGUUUUGGCGUUGAGGGAUAGUUUGACGAUCUUGCUGAAAAACUCCGUGGACAAGCGCACCGUGAUUGAAAACUACGACCUGGCCUCCCUCUGCAUCGACGAGAUUGUCGACGACGGCAUCAUCCUCGAGACCGACCCAGUCGUCAUCGCAAGUCGUGUCAGCCGUCCUCCACAACAGGAUAUGCCCAACAUGCAAGGUAUUGAUCUCAGCGAGGAGGGAUUGUUGAAAAUCUACCAAUUCGGAAAGCAAAAGUUGGGCGAGAGAUUACGGCAAGGACUUUGAAGAGCUGGGUAU